UGCCAGCCAUAGUUGAACACUACAGUAUGUAAUUACGGCUAGAAUUCGCGACAUUUUCUUUAUUUAAUUUUCUGCAUAAAUAUACAUUCAAAUAAGAAGCCAUGUCCAGCCUGAGUUGUCAUCGUGGUAAAGGGUGCAUAACAUGCACACAGUUUUAGUAACACUUGUGAUUGUGAAAUAGAGCUGCUGGUGUCCUGCUGGAGCCCUCCACACCCUCAGCUUUUCCCCGUUGAAUCACUGCCGCCCUCGGCCUUCUUGGUUGGCUUGAGGAGCUUCUCCACGGCAGCAUAACUGUGCACGGCGCCGUCAUACAGGGUGUCCCCGGUGGACUUGGCGAUGGCUGCGGCCCGGUCCGGGUAGUACAUGGAGGCAGUGGCUGCCAUCAGACCAGCCGGAUAGAUGAGCUUUUUCACCCGGGAGCGUCUUGCGAAAAGCAGCCCUAGGACGCCGGUGAAGCCGAUGAUGCCAGCCCGGGCCAAGACGUCCCCCGGUGGGUCUUUGAGAAACGUGAGGGUGUCACGACCACACUGGACCACACUUUGGACCUUCGGUUCGAGUUGACCGUAAGUGGUCCGACACCAAGCCGUGUACGGCUCCACCACCUUCCGGAGGUUGGCGACACUUUUCUCCAGUUGACCCGCUUCGGGCUCCUCGGACGCUGUUUUCGCCUGGCGUGGGGCGCGGUACAGAGAAAGGUCAUCCCGUUUGAGCGGCGCUGCCUGUUUCUUUCCGUCACCGCCAGCGGCCAAGACGGUGGCUGGCCACAAGGUGAAGGCUCCGGCCAUAACGACUCUACCUGUCACCUUCAACAUGAUCCCUGCCAGCCAUGCGUGGCUACGGCGUAUCAGGAGGGACAUUACCUCCUCAAUGCGAAGUUGUGGCUACACGGCCUUUAAAUGCGUUUUCUUAUCCCCAUACAUCAGUGAUGUUUUAUUCGUUUUCAUUCAUAGUAAAAAAAAUCUCCUUCUCGUACUAUCAAGGUUACUUGGGGUUAUAAUUGCUGUAACACGAAUUUACCUCCGUCUGUAGUAUUUAGUAUUAAGCUUUAAUCGUCCCUCGUCGUAUUUUCUCUGAAAUUACACGCAAAUAAGUGACGACUGUUGAGGUUGUUUUUUUCUACGUGCGACGUAAAAGUUAAGGUUUUAUGUGACGUCAUUGGUUACCAUGGCAACCACGGCGUCUCCAACUCAAAGCGUCAACAGCAACAGUGGAGAGCAAAAAACACACUUGGCACGUUUGUCUUGUUAUUUUUAAACAAUAUAUUUUUAAAGAAUGGAAUAUCUUGGAGUCUCAUCUGCCCAGAACCUUCAGGCGCUGUCUGCCUUGCUCUCCAACCAACAACAAGAAGAUGAUGAUGAAGAUUAUGAAAAUGUGUCUCCCUAUGCAAAGAUGGGUCCAGGAAACAUUGGUCCCCCACUCAGAAAGGACAAAGAUGUGCCGCCUGUGUACAUGAAGAAGAACAGCAAAGAUGUAUGGAGCGAGGAGGAGGUGGCCGAGGGCCCCCAGUAUGAUGACAUCACGGACCCACGACCACAGCCCGAAUAUGAAAUCAUACUCAGGCAGAGUGUAGGGACAGAAGAUGUCUUUUUGGGCCUCAGCAGGAAGGACCCAUCCUCCAUGUGCUGUGAAGCCAUGCUGGUGAAAAUAAAACUUCCAGACAGCAAAGCAUCAGAUGUGACCCUGGACGUCAAAGAAAGGUUCCUUGACCUUCGGACACCAAAGUAUAAACUGGGCCUCCAUCUCCCACACCCGGUCUUCCACCAGGAGAGCAAGGCCCAGUUCUUCAGCGAGAGGGAGGAACUAGAAGUGACUCUUCUCAUGAAUCGACCCCUAGAUGCCAUCAACAUGCAGUAAGAUAGAACUGCGGCCCAAAGGAACAUGUUCAGACUGGAUUGGAUUCUGGUAGACCCCAUUGCUGCCCCGGAUGAAUGAAAGAAAAACCCAAGUAUUAUUAAGUAGCAUAUACUCAUUGGUCCAAUAUUGACUAGA
Molecule: messenger RNA, 1989 nt
Organism: Dunckerocampus dactyliophorus (ringed pipefish)
Lineage: Eukaryota; Metazoa; Chordata; Actinopteri; Syngnathiformes; Syngnathidae
Gene: dnaaf6
Product: dynein axonemal assembly factor 6
Exons: 6
Coding region: 1273-1854 (193 amino acids)
Biological process (GO): flagellated sperm motility; axonemal dynein complex assembly
Cellular component (GO): cytoplasm
Molecular function (GO): dynein intermediate chain binding; protein-folding chaperone binding
Source: RefSeq, a predicted model, not a curated record